AUGAGCGGCAAAAUGAUGAUUUACAAGCUAGUGGUGCUAGGAGACGGAGGUGUAGGAAAGACAGCGUUGACCAUUCAGCUGUGUCUCAAUCACUUUGUCGAAACCUACGAUCCCACCAUCGAAGACUCGUAUCGCAAGCAGACCGUGAUCGACGACCAACCGUGCAUGCUCGAAGUGCUCGACACCGCAGGUCAGGAAGAGUACACCGCGCUCAGGGACCAGUGGAUCCGCGAAGGAGAAGGCUUCCUGCUCGUCUACUCGAUCUCGGCGAGGGCGACGUUCGAACGUGUAGAGCGAUUCCGCAGUCAGAUUUCGCGCGUCAAGGACCAAGAGCCACAUACAGUGCCCAUCAUGCUGGUGGGGAAUAAAUGCGACAAGGUCAACGAGCGGGAGGUGUCGAGGGAGGAGGGGCAGGCGCUCGCGCAUAGGCUGGGCUGCAAGUUUAUCGAAUCGAGCGCAAAGACGUGCGUCAAUGUCGAGAGGGCGUACUACACAGUGGUGAGGAUGAUCCGGGAGCAGAGGGAGGGUACGGUGGUGCACAAGAAGGAGAAGAAGAAGUCAAAAUGCAAUAUUCUUUGA
Messenger RNA from Pseudozyma hubeiensis SY62, 579 nucleotides. RefSeq lists its product as hypothetical. Gene Ontology annotation, biological process: signal transduction. The transcript has a single exon. The coding region runs from base 1 to 579 and encodes 192 amino acids. Gene Ontology annotation, cellular component: plasma membrane. The record is from RefSeq and is a predicted model, not a curated record. NCBI's taxonomy places the organism in Eukaryota, Fungi, Basidiomycota, Ustilaginomycetes, Ustilaginales, Ustilaginaceae. Gene Ontology annotation, molecular function: GTP binding; GDP binding; GTPase activity.